Pediculus humanus corporis (human body louse) is the source of this 891-nucleotide messenger RNA. RefSeq names its product protein CHMP7, putative. Lineage: Eukaryota; Metazoa; Arthropoda; Insecta; Psocodea; Pediculidae. The coding region runs from base 1 to 891 and encodes 296 amino acids. Gene Ontology annotation, cellular component: multivesicular body; ESCRT III complex. The record is from RefSeq and is a predicted model, not a curated record. The transcript is spliced from 3 exons. Gene Ontology annotation, biological process: late endosome to vacuole transport via multivesicular body sorting pathway; vesicle budding from membrane.
AUGCUUUUCGCCAAUCCAUUAAAGUGGACUUUUAGUAAAAUAAAAUCAAACAUUAUUGGAAAAGAAGACACACAAGAUGCAGUUUUUAUUUAUAUAUCUGUCUUAGAAUUUUUAGGUAAAAAUCUUUUAAAAGAAGCUCAAUCUUCACAAGGAAAAUUAAUAAAAUUUGAGAAAUUAGGAGAAUUAUCAAAAAUUGAAAAUAAUGAUGAUUUGUUAAUUAUAUUAACUUGGUUACAAAAACAAAAACUAGCUGCUGUUUGUACUCAAAAAAAUCAGUCUUUAGUAAAAUUAUCGAAAAAUGAAAAAAAAUCAGUGGAAAUAUCAGAUAUUGACAUAGGGAUUUAUAAUUUAGAAAAUCAACAGGAAGUACUAAAAAAUUACAUUAGUAAAUUGGAAAAUGAACGAAAUGCUGCUCUGGAAAAAACAAAAAGUUAUCUUUCAUCGAAAAUGAAAAAUAUGGCAAUAAUUUCUCUUAGAAGAAAAAAAGAAAUUGAAAAAUCAAUUGAAAAAAAAAUGAUAACUUUAGAAAAUGUCGAAACAUUACUUAAUAAAAUUGAUCAAGCGAAAAUAGACAGUGAAGUAAUUGAAUGCUAUCAAUCUGGUAUUGUGGCAUUGAAACAAGUUUUUAAAGAAACUGGAUUGAAUGAAGAAACAGUUUUAAGCACAAUGGAAGAAUUAGAAGAUGAAUUGAAUAAAAUUAAUGAGGUGGAAGAAGCAUUAUCGAAACCAUUAGAUAAAAAUGAUGAACAAAACUUGGAAGAUGAGCUAAAUGAAAUUUUAUUAGAAAAAGCACCUCCUGUGCCUAAAAAUAUUGAAAUUCCUGAGGAAAAUAAAAAAAUUGAUAAGGAUAUCAGUGGUAUAAAGAAAAAAAUGGAGGCUCUCAGUAUUUGA